AUGGAAAAAAAUCCUGAUCUUUCUUCUCUCAUCAAGAGUCUGAUCCAACAUUUCGGAUCACCGGAAAGUGCAGCCAAACAUCUCUCCGCUCUCCCUCAGAUGGCCGAGUCAGCUGAAAAACCCUCGUCUUCUCGAACUCCGGUGGAAGUCCCAGGAGAAACCUUUCCUCCAGCUCCUUCUCCAAAAGGCUCUCCGAAGAGAAGCACCACUGAAUCGUCUGUUGGGGCUGAUGUUGAUCCUGUCUCUUUGCAAAUGGUGGAAACUCCCAUCAAUCCUGAGCCGAUCUCCACUGUUCAUCCUCUUGAGAUUGUCCAUUCAAAAAUGGCGCCUGGUUCCUCUGCUAAAGUUGACGAAGAUCUCACGAAGGGGAAAACUUCUCUACAAAACCUCACUGUUCAUGCGACCUCAAAAAAAUCCACAGGACAUCCAGCUUUGUGUGUUACUCAACAUCAAACUCCUCUUACCACUCCAAGCGAAGAGUCAAUUCCGUCUUCAAAAGAGGAAUCAGCGCAUGCUUCUCAAGAUACCUCUUUGGAGAGAAUUGGGGAAAUUGCCAAAGAGGCCCUGCUUGAUCUUGCCUCACAACCUGGCUCAGAUGUUGAUAAAGCUUCUGUUGUUGUUGAAGAAGAAUGUGAUGCUGGUGAUCAACCCACAUCCAUGGAUGUUGAUGACCCUGAAAAGAUUCCUGAUGUUGAUCAGGAUGUUGAUCCAGAAGAAAGCACAGAUGUUAUUGAUGUUGACACCUUUGUCCCUGACAAGAAAAGCCGGAAACGUAAAGCUGGAGUGGCCUCUCUCAGGCGUUCCUCAAGGUCAAAAUCCACAUGGGUGAUCCCUUCUACUCUCAAUCUUCCUAGCCGAAAAGACAGUGAUGUUGGUCCAACAUCACUGCCUCCAGUUCUCAAGCCAAAGGUUGAACAUUCUCCCACCUCAAAGAGCGGAAAGGUAUCUUCUGCCUCUCACACUACCUCCCCUCGCAUCAGCUGCUCUGGAAGCUCCUCUGAAUCAGAGGUUGAGGUUAGUAAGUCGUACUCCACUCAUUUUUACACUCGUGAAGCAAAGAAUGCUCUCAAAGUGCUGGCUGCUAGGAAGUUUCAUAAUGAUAGACGUGCGGAUGAGGAUUUCUUUUCAAAGUAUAAGCUUGAUAUCCUUUUGCAAGAUAGGAGUAUGUGGGGUACAGUUGUCAAUAUUUUUCCCUAUGAUGCUGAGAUUGUUAGAGAAUUCUAUGUUAAUAUGAUGACAGAGGCUUUUGACCCAAAAUCUGUUAAGUUUGGGAAAGUGUUUGUUAGGGGUAAGGUCUUUGAUUUCUCCCCAUCUGCCAUUAACAAAGCAUGCUACACUGCAAAUACUAACACUGAUGAUGUUGAGGUUGAUGAUGAUGAGAUGACUAGGGAGUUGACUGGAGGGAAACUUAAGGCAUGGACCUCGAAGUUUGCUGCAUCCACUUUGUCUUGGAAAUAUUCUGUACUUCACAAGAUUGCAGUUUACAACUGGCUUCCAAGCAAAAACACUACUUCUCUAACCAAGGAACAAGCUGAAUUUAUCUUUAAAGUUGGUAAGCCUUUGGCUUUCAACUUUGGUGAGCAAGUGUUUGCUAACAUCUCUUGUGCAGCCUUUAAGUCCACAGGUGGAAGUAUGCUUCCCUUUCCAAGCCUCAUCUACAAUCUCUUGGUUAAGCAAAAACUCCAGGAGAGAGAGGAAGUUGUGCUUGUUGAAGAGAAGAAUCUGCUUGAGUUUUCCAAAACCCUCCUCACUCCUGAUCGUGUCAAAGAUCUCCCCUACGAACCUCCACGUGCUGGUCCUCCUUUGUCUCCUCAGUCUGAUGAUGGAGCUGACUCUGCUGAAGCUGAGAUCGACAAGUAUGGUGAAGACGAAGAUGUUGAUCGUGCGACUGCUCCUGAUGUUGCACUUGAUGUUUCCAACAUCAUUUCAGUCAAAGCCCAUCUCACUAAAGAAACAUCCACAUCUCGUAAAGGCAAGGAACCAGCUGGAGAUUCUGAAGUUGAGAUUGAUCUUGACGUUGCAGAGCUCAUCAAGGCCAGAGAGGAUCUUCUCAAACUCAAAAGACAAGUGCAGUUGAUGGUGGAUCGGACGAUCAAGAUGGGACAGGACAUGCUUGCACGGGUCGACUGUUGUGAACAAGUCUUCGCCAAACUCCUACCUUUUCAUUCUUCAACAAAAAAUGGGGAGUAG
Molecule: messenger RNA, 2190 nt
Organism: Salvia miltiorrhiza (redroot sage)
Lineage: Eukaryota; Viridiplantae; Streptophyta; Magnoliopsida; Lamiales; Lamiaceae
Exons: 1
Coding region: 1-2190 (729 amino acids)
Source: RefSeq, a predicted model, not a curated record